UCCUCAAUCAAUUGCAACUACAAAGCGGGUUCCUCUGUCGGUGACUGUGAAUCAAUCAACAUUCAACAUUCAACAUUCAACAUUCAACAUUCAACCCAACCAUUGUUCUUCCAUCCAUCCCUUCUUCUUCUCCGAAGCAUCAAUUCAACGCUUCGCUAAUGGAUCACUCCCCUGAUGCUGUUCCUUCUCCCUCCGCCUCCGUCAGUUCCAAGAUCGGAAAGAAUAAAUUGACCAAGGAGGGUGAUCGAUCCACACCAAGUGCUCUUAACAAGCUCUCAUCACAAAUUAGAAAGCCUCCUCGUCGUAAAACUUCUCCUAUCAACUGGUUCCCUCGAACAAAAGUGGAUUCAUACUUGAAGAGGAAACUUAAAAUGCUUCAGGAAGUAGAUGGUAUGAAUUUGACACUUGAUCAGACUCUAGGCAGUUCAAACCCGCACUAUUCAAGAGUACUGAGAGAGAAAAUGGCAGUUAGAGAAGCGGCACACAAGGCAAUGGAGGCUCGAAGAGCUGCUAUGGUGGAAGCCUCUUGGUGUCGAAUUUUACGUGCUGCCAGGAUUCCUAGUGAUGAUGCAGAAGCUCAACUCUCAAAGGCAGAACAAAGUGCAAGUGAAGCUUUUGAAGCAGCCCAGGCUAUGGGCGUUAUCAUGUUUGACUUGCCAGAUUGCCCUAGGAAGCAUUGUCAAAUAGAGACAUCCUCUGUUCAUGGAGAAGGAUCAGCUACCCACACUUUUACUGCGUCUUUUGAGACUGCCUUUGAUGUAGACAAAGAAGUAGCUGCAGCUGUCAAAACUGCAUUUGUUAGGCUUGCAAACUGCCCUUUAUUCAGUAAAGGUGAAGUCAUAGAGCUGUUGAAAAAAAUUAGUGAAAACCCAGAUACAGAUGAGAGCUAUCAGGACUUGUAUGAAUUCUCUUCAGAGUGUGAAUCUGAAUCUGGGUCUGAGCUUGAUUCAGUCCCUCAAAAGAAUGACUUCAACUCCCAAGACUUGGAUUCCAAGAUGCCAUUUCCAGGGGUGAGUCAGAGGAAAAGCAUGAGGAGAGAGUCUCUAGACAAAAGAAUAAAACUAGUAGACAUGAUGAUUGAGAGGUUAAAAUGUUUGCAAGAAGAUGAACUUUCUUCUCUUGCCACUAUAGUUGCAACUUAUGGUUUAAAUGCUGCCUUGGCUGAAGUACAGAAUAUCAAGCAACACAAUCCAGGUUCUGCUACCGAGUAUAGCUCAUCUUCAGCAAUUAAUUUUCCAGCCAGAAGAAUGUCAUCAUUAGGAUUGGGAAAGAUGAGAAAGAAUCAAGUUGAGGCAGAAUUACCAAGCCUAGAUAAAUUUUUAGUCAAGCACAUGACAAAACUUGAAAAAGAGAUUUGGGAAGCCAAGAAGAACCAGAAGAAUGAGACAGAUUCAGGUAAAAAUAGCUCUUGUAAAUCUGUUGAUGGAACUCCAUCAGAGACCAUACCUGAUUUGGGAAGCAUUCUUCUAGUGAAGAAUUAUAGUAAAUUGGAGAAAGACAUCCAGGAAGCAAAAAUUAAGGCAGCAAAUGAAACACCAGCAGUACCAGGUGGCAUACCAAGCCGUCAAAAGGAUCACACAGAAGUGCCAAGCUUAGAUAAGGUCUUAGUGAAACAUGUCUCAAGACUAGAAAAGGAAGUCCAAGAAGCAAAAAGCAGAGCAAUCAAUGAGAACAGAAGUUUGAAGAAAAAAUUUUAUCCAGUGAAAAGAAAUUCAACUUUCUGUUCUGAUGAAACCUCGGAAAAGAAAGAAAACAUAGAUUUGAAUACUGGGAUUAAUCUGAGUUCUGAGAUAGAGGAAAACAAAGAUGGAUUGGGGAAGAUUCUGAUAAAGCCGGUGCAUAGAUUGGAAAGAGAAAAGAUGCAUGCCCUGUCACAGGGAAGCCAGGAUGAAAAUUACAGACCAAGAAAGAAUCAAGGAGCAUCCAACGUGCCAGAUGGUGAGAGCUUGGAUAAAAUUUUAGUUAAGCAUGUCUCUAGAUUGGAGAAGGAGAAACUGAAGAGCAAUCCAGGAGAAGAAUGGGGUGAAGUUAAGAGAAGUCACAGAAACAUCCAUACAAAUGAAGAAAGUGGUGGUCUGGACCAAGUUUUGGUUAAACAUAAAUCUAGACUUGAGAGAGAAGAGAUGGUUGCUGCUCAACAGCCAGAGAAGCCAGUCAGUUUUUCUGCGGCUCGUCGUGAAGCAAGGGAGAGAGAGUUGCAAGAAGCUUGGGGAGGAAUGAGCUUAGGAAACUCCUUUAAGCCACAUAUUUCUAAGCUUGAACGUGACAAGACUGCAUGGAUUAAAGCUGAAGAGGAGGAAAGGAAGCAAGCAAUGAAAGCAAUAUGAUUGUAAUUUUCAGUACAUUUUCUUUUUUCAUCUAUGUCGAUGAAAUUUUGCUUUGAUAUCAAUUACAUGUGUAAUAUCCGCUUCUUUUUUUGUACCUCAAUUCCUGGACUAAUUGCUUCAACCUUUCAGAAACAUAUUUGGUUUCUGAUUUGCAAUGGCAGGGCCAUCUAAAAGUCGUUUGUA
Molecule: messenger RNA, 2510 nt
Organism: Lotus japonicus
Lineage: Eukaryota; Viridiplantae; Streptophyta; Magnoliopsida; Fabales; Fabaceae
Exons: 5
Coding region: 159-2327 (722 amino acids)
Source: RefSeq, a predicted model, not a curated record